Paramecium tetraurelia is the source of this 1302-nucleotide messenger RNA. RefSeq lists its product as uncharacterized. Gene Ontology annotation, molecular function: nucleic acid binding. The record is from RefSeq and is a predicted model, not a curated record. The transcript has 4 exons. NCBI's taxonomy places the organism in Eukaryota, Ciliophora, Oligohymenophorea, Peniculida, Parameciidae.
AUGAUAUAAUAGUAACGAUAGGUGUUGAAUGAUAAUGAUUUGCAUACAAUAAUAUACAAGGGCGAAAUUGGUAUCAAUCAAUUACUCAUUUCUAGAUUGUCAGGUAUGCAUAUAUUGGAUGCACUCUCUGUUGCCAAUUUCCAUAGUCCUGAUGCCUAGAUCAAAGAACAUUUGUAUAAAACUGCCAAAUAGAAUUACAAGUCAGAUUAAGAACUCCCAAAGUUAAUGUAGAGAUAUGAACUAUCUUUGGCAAUAAUAGAAAAUGAUUCGCUUAAUGCAAAAUAAUAUAUAUCCCUUUAUGCAACAAUCAUGAAAACUAAGAUUAAAGAGUUCUACACAAAUUAGAAGAACCAGCUAUUUAGUAAUGUUUAUGUUCCUCCAAAAUAUUCCAGAACUUUAAAUAUAUUCUGUUAUAGUCCUAAAUCAACAGGUUAUUUGGCCUUGGUUUCAACAGUGUAGAUGAAUACAUUAAUUGCAAUGGAGGAAAUGAUGGCCUAGCUAGACUAAUUGCAAUAAGAUUAGUUCUACACAUUCGAUUUGAUAUUUGAAGAUGUAAAUCUACCCUUUAAGCUUUAGAAUGUAAUACCUUCGAUUAAUUUUACUCCAGAGAAGGAAUAGUAAAAAUUGGUUAGAAGACAUAAGAAAUCGGUAUCAGAACAUUAAAUUUUUGAUUUUUAGAGGGAAUAAAAAGAAUAAUCAAUUAUUAACUAAAUUUAAUCUCUUCCACAAGACAAAGCACUGUUUUUUUCAUAAACAAAAUAGCAGUCAUUCCUCUAAGAUGAUUAUCAGUUUCCAUCAUUAGACUAGAUUAAUUCAUUUAAGCCGUUUCCAAUUUAAGAAGAUAAGAAAAAAACUGAAUAACCCUAAUAUUAAUAAUUAUCUUUCGAUUAGUAGAGAUACGAGGAAGGAAUUCCCAACAUCGAUGAUUUAGAAUUCUUUCCACCUUUAGAUUUGGUAUCAACUGCUAGUUGUCCUUCAUUGAACAAUAAAUUGCAGAUGACAGAUUAAAAGAAACAACCAGCCAAUCCUAUUUACACUGGAAGACUUAAAUUUUUCGAUGAAUAAAAGAAUUAUGGAUUUAUUGUUAUGGAUGAAGAUAAAUCAGAUAUAUUUGUUCAUUUAGAUGAUUUAUAAAAGGCGGGUGUAACUAAAGAGGUUUUGAAAACAUCUAAAUAAGGCUUAUUAUUAAGGUUUUAAUUUAAUUGUAUGGUUUAUGUGGGGAAAUACAAAAAAUCAAGAAAAGCUGUUGAAUUGAAAUUACUAGCGAACUAAUAAGUGAAUAAUUUGAAGGGAAUUGCCUGA